CAGAAGGUGCAAGGAGACUCCAAUGCAUCGUGCGGUUAGUCUGCCUGAGUGUUUGUACCCGUUCAUUAACAAACUAUCACGAUCCAAUCUAACAUUUUGGACGUAAUUUCAACACGCCGCCCGUGUGCACAAUGAAGUGUGUCUUUGCGCGCAGGAAGCCGUCUGGUUUCGUGAUGCUGGCACUACUUCUUGCGAUAUAUCUCGCGUAUAACCAAACUGGUGAUCUUACCAACCAUGCGGUAACACGUGCCCCGACGUACAGGAACUCCACUGACAGUUUUCGGGUCGAAGAGGUGAUACUAACGCGUGCGAUUCAGAAUAGAAGUGUGAUAAGAUCGCUGUACUACGCGCCCGUUGGUCAACGCCCAACAAACCAGAAGUAUCACAGACACUGGGAUGUCAACUGCUCUGGUCUAUUUGCUGGAAAUGGGACAGUUAUCAAGAAUGUGAGCGAAGAAAUACGACAGGAGCGACAGAAGGAAUCCUUGAUGCCUUCGGAUAGCACAGUGGUGACAUGGACGGAUGAGUGUGCAUUAUUUACGAGACAGAGAGGUUAUCCUACGAUACCUAACUCGGAAGAAGAGGCAAGUUUCCCGCUAGCUUAUAUCAUUGUAAUUCAUAAGGGAUCUGCCCAAGUGGAGAGACUAUUGAGGGCGAUUUACCAGCCGCAGAACAUUUACUGUCUGCACCCGGAUUCCAAAUCAUCCAAGGAGUUUCAUCAAGCGAUGGACGGUCUCGCAAAUUGCUUCGCUAAUGUCUUCAUAGCUUCUAAACUCGAAGACGUGCAGUACCCCGGGCUUACGCUUCUGCUGUCCAACAUCAACUGCAUGAGGGAUCUGACUGAACAACCCGCGUCCGGUUACCAGUGGAGGUACGUCAUGAACCUAUGCGGGCAAGACUUUCCCUUGAAGACCAACCUAGAGAUUGUCCGGCAGUUAAAGGCGUACAACGGCCACAAUGGUAUCCGAUCCAUUGUCCCAAACAACUUGGAGAAGAGAAAUAGAACCCAGUUUCAAUUCAUUGUGCGAAACGGAACCGUUAUCAAAACUGAAAGCAGAAUGAGUCCUGCACCCCACCAACUGAAGGUUUACACCGGUUCAUCUUACUACGCUGUCAAAAGGGACUUCGUCAACUACAUCUUAAGGGAUUCAGUCGCCACCGACUUGCUGCACUGGACGAGAAACACAAAGAUGCCAGAUGAGACUUACUGGGCUACUCUGCAACGGGCACCGGGCGUUCCUGGAGGUGUACCUCAAGCACCCGAACUAAUCAGACCAUUGAAUAUCCGUUACGUCAAUUGGUACUCGAGUAGACCGCAUACAUGCCGUGGCACUUUUGUGCGCGAGGUCUGCAUCCUCACAAUCGGAGAUCUACACUAUGUCCGGAAACAACCGCAUCUGUUUGCCAAUAAAUUCUAUUACCAGGACGACCCGGUGACCUUGCAAUGCCUCGAGACGGUGCUAGACUUUAGAGUUCGUCACCCCGAAGAGUCAACGAAGUUACCCGGGUUUCCCGUCCAGUACCCCGAUUAAAUUUCCCCCUAUCUCUGCACUGACGAAUGAAGAAUAUCAUUACUAAGAGAGCACAACAUGGUUACUAAACAGGUAGUGGUGGGCACUGCCGCUGGAAAAAAACUUUUGCCAGGGGGUGCUGGAAUUUCUAAAGGACGGACAAAAUUAAUGCGAAAGUGGAGCGCAAAGCCUUUACGUCGUGGCUUAAUUUGGAAUACGGGAUGCUCUGUGGUGCAAUCUGAGGCGAUUCCUGGUCACUUUCAUGUGACUUUUUUUAGCAAAGGUUUUUUGAGAAU
Molecule: messenger RNA, 1807 nt
Organism: Patiria miniata (bat star)
Lineage: Eukaryota; Metazoa; Echinodermata; Asteroidea; Valvatida; Asterinidae
Product: beta-1,3-galactosyl-O-glycosyl-glycoprotein beta-1,6-N-acetylglucosaminyltransferase 4-like
Exons: 1
Coding region: 132-1532 (466 amino acids)
Cellular component (GO): membrane
Molecular function (GO): acetylglucosaminyltransferase activity
Source: RefSeq, a predicted model, not a curated record